UCAGUGCGUAAGUUGCAAAACCACACUGUAUAUUUAACUGCGACGAGUUUGAUACACAAACAUUUGGUUAACUGGCGAUAUCUUUAGCUAAAAUUUUAAUACAAGCUACAGAAUUUAUAGAUUAAUGGGCCAUUUUAAAUAAACUGCCGCUGUUUCUGGCUAUCGCAAUUCAGUCGUCGUAAUAAUGAGUGUAUUUUUUGUGGAUGACGCUUUAUUUGCGUUUGAUUCACAUCUUUAUAUUUAAAACAAUUAUUUUGCCAUGUAUUCGUCUCAUAAAUUAUGGAAGAUAAUGCUGAUGGCAGUGAAGAAGAAAAAUUGUUUUAUGGUACAGUUCGCGAAUAUACGAUAUUUUUGUUGACCUUUAUUGUUCUUUAUUUGGUGUCUUACUGUUUAAUAAAUGUAUUUCGACAACAGCGGGAUAUGAAUUCUGUAGAUUUUGAAGAUGCUUGGGUGUAUCGAAUUUCAUUGUGGUUAUGUACGUUUACUUUGAGUGUGUCAAUUGGUGCUGCAUUUCUGUUACCUAUAUCAAUCGUGAGCAACGAGUUUAUGUUGAUGUAUCAAAGCAGUUAUUAUGUAAAAUGGUUGAACAGUUCUCUUAUUCAUGGCUUUUGGAACUUAAUUUUUCUGGGAUCCUAUCUUUCUUUGUUUGUUGCUAUACCAUUUGCAUAUUUUUUCAUCGAGUCCGAAGGAUUUGCUGGAUCAAAGAAGGGUAUAAAAGCAAGAAUUUAUGAGACGUUUGUUGUUCUUGCUUUACUCGUCAUUGUUGUAACCAGUAUCGUUUGGGUUGGAUUAAGCAUUGUAAACAGUGUGUACAUUUUUCGUCCCAUCAAUGAAGACAAUUUAUGGUUGCCUUAUUUACCGUUCAUUUAUUCUUGUAUUUCAUGUAUUGGUGUUUUUUCUCUACUCAUGUUAACUCCGGUUGGACUGACUCGAAUGUUUACUGUACUUGAAAAAUAUGUAGUGAAACCACAGUUUCUUAGUGAUGUUGAUGAAGAAUUGUAUAUUAUACAAAUGGAGAAGCAAAUCAUCAAUAAAAAAUUGGAUCAAAGUGCUCGAAGACGUUCGGCAGGCAAUCAUCCGAAAGGUUCAGAAAGCCCGCCGAUGAAUGGUGGUAGGGCAAGAAUUGACCAAGAGGAAUCAUUUAAACAAUUACAUGAAAUGGACAAAGAGGAGAAAAAGCUAGAACGUCGCCGUGAUGCUUCAUCUUGGCAAAGAAAUUUGGUUUAUCCAUUAUGUUUUCUUGUUUUAUUACUUCUUACAGCAAUUUCCAUGGCGAUGGUUGCUUUGAAUUUUUUUAGCUUGCUGCUUAUGGACGAAGCGUUACCCGUGAAAGCCUCUGAAGUUGUAAUUGGAAAAGUGUCUUCUUCUACAAUGGGAAAAUUUGGAGCCGUUUUAGAGAUAAUACUUAUAUUCUAUCUGAUGGUUGCUUCGGUGAUAGGAAUAUAUACAAGUCCAUGGUUUGUCAAUCUUACGCCUCUUGUUAACAACACUCCUAUGACUCAGGUCAUAGCGAAUUGUAUAGUACUACUUGUACUAAGUUCGGCCCUUCCUGUUUUAGCAAGAAUGUUAGGAAUUACGUCUUUCGAUUUACUGGGGGAAUUUGGUCGCUUCGAUUGGCUUGGAAAUUUGUACCUACUUCUACUAUACAACUUAUGGUUUGAAGUUGCAACGGCUCUUUGCUUGAUGAGAAAGUUUACGUCGACUGUGCGCGAAGCACUUUUUGAACGAUUUAGAAAACCAUGGAAAACACUCAAGUCUCUUGUUUAAAUAUUUACGUAGGCUUUGAAAAUCUUUAAGUAAUAGUAUAAGAAGUAAUUUAUAUGUAUAUAUCAAAUAAAUAUAGGUCCAAUACAGGCA
This is a messenger RNA of Xenia sp. Carnegie-2017, 1857 nucleotides long. Its product is annotated as limb region 1 protein homolog. Bases 280 to 1767 code for a protein of 495 amino acids. NCBI's taxonomy places the organism in Eukaryota, Metazoa, Cnidaria, Anthozoa, Malacalcyonacea, Xeniidae. Gene Ontology annotation, biological process: signal transduction. The transcript has 16 exons. Gene Ontology annotation, molecular function: transmembrane signaling receptor activity. The record is from RefSeq and is a predicted model, not a curated record.